CGUCAUGUACUACCUCUUCGUUCCUCUUGACCUCACGCUGAUCAACAGCGAAGCCGACAGCUUUAGCGGAGAGGUCAUCGUUGCGACCAACGACGACUCUGUCACCAACGAGCACUUGUUUACCUCGGUCACGCCUCCCAUCUGGGGUGAGCCUGGCCAAGAUGUGAUCAACAUCGGAUAUCAAGGUCUCGCCUUUAGCUUUCACGCACCAAUCCUGGCUCCCUCUCAGCCAGUGCAGCGCUUCACGAUGACUAUCUCGCGCAGGGUCGGUGCGGAGCAUCACUACAAUUGAGCGCAUGCGCCACAGUCUCACAGUGUUCGCGAGAGCAUCAACUUGUCGUCGAUACGAAGUGAUAGAUCAAGAAGAGGAAGCUGGGGGAGGCGCGGACUCCAGCUCAAACGGGGCAACGAAGGGCUGGCAGCACAGGCUUGUCUAGCCGAGCCAAAGCUCAACUUACGAGAGGACCAGCUGGCUGUGUGUCUCGUCCCGGCCUCGCCACAUCAUCUCUCAUCUCUGUCC
This is a messenger RNA of Jaminaea rosea, 520 nucleotides long. RefSeq lists its product as hypothetical. The record is from RefSeq and is a predicted model, not a curated record. NCBI's taxonomy places the organism in Eukaryota, Fungi, Basidiomycota, Exobasidiomycetes, Microstromatales. The transcript has a single exon. Bases 5 to 292 code for a protein of 95 amino acids.